This is a messenger RNA of Mytilinidion resinicola, 633 nucleotides long. RefSeq lists its product as uncharacterized. The transcript has a single exon. The record is from RefSeq and is a predicted model, not a curated record. The coding region runs from base 14 to 592 and encodes 192 amino acids. Lineage: Eukaryota; Fungi; Ascomycota; Dothideomycetes; Mytilinidiales; Mytilinidiaceae.
CUCAAUACAACUCAUGUCUCCCUCACUGAUUCUCCCUUCCUACGCCAGCUACCAGAAUGUCCACGAGUCGCUGCCCCAUCUACUUCAACGCCUAGACAAUGUUCCCACCCCUCACAAUCAGAUGAUGGGAAUCCUCCUGGACGCUUGCAAAUACCGCGCAGACCACGAUUCUAGUCACAAAGCUAAGGUCGAAGGCCUGAUUCUUUUCCGAGGAUUCCAUAACAUGGAUGGCUUCAGCGCGCAGCCAUUGAAGCCUAUCGUCACAUUCGAGGAUCUGCUGGUAGCCUUGGCGAAGAAUCUGGAAGGUCGGAUCGCGGUGGGACGGCCGGAUACGAGGGAGAAGGUCUACUUUAACAUGAAUUAUUUCGUGCUGGAGUUUGGAGCUAUUCGUCACAUGCAAGCAUUCCAGGAUCUCUGUCUCACGUACCUUGAGAAGCCUUUGGGAAAGGUUGUGCGGUCUGAAAAUGGUAGGAUUUAUCUUUUCGUGGACAACGUUGAAGAGCCCGAGAUACUGAGACUGGCAACUGAGGAGUUCGAAGAAGCGUUGAACGAGGUAUAUGGGCCUAGCGAAGGUGACAACGAGGUGGCUUAGCGACAGAGCAGCUCGAGCGGGAUUGGGGAUGUUCGGCUAGC